This is a messenger RNA of Sodiomyces alkalinus F11, 1753 nucleotides long. RefSeq lists its product as hypothetical. The record is from RefSeq and is a predicted model, not a curated record. Gene Ontology annotation, molecular function: protein binding. Gene Ontology annotation, cellular component: TRAPP complex; Golgi apparatus. Lineage: Eukaryota; Fungi; Ascomycota; Sordariomycetes; Glomerellales; Plectosphaerellaceae. Bases 131 to 1450 code for a protein of 439 amino acids. The transcript has 4 exons.
ACUAACCCGGAAUUAAACCGAAGUCACGCCCCGAUAUCGACCUUCCACCAUCCAACAGCUCCUAUCAGGGACCACAAACUAAGGUCCACGACCAUAAACUCGCCUCGCCGCCCACGCCUAGGAUGGCACGAUGAGCCAACAACAGGGAAACGUGUCUCAAGGGCAUACUAGGAACAAAUCAGCGACAAAAGCUUCGCGUCCGAGAUCGUCUACGAAGGGACCCCUGGACGUGGAUGACUUACCGUUGAACGAUCCACUCUCGUCACCAAGACUCGACCCGCCACAGCACAAAGGACUCCCCGGUCAUCCCUCCCUCCGAUCACGAUCCCCCGUCGGCUCUCCCACUCCGCCGCCCAAAGUCCUCCGAGCACCCAUUCCGAAAGACUUCAGCUUCCUCCUACGUCCCGAAAUUUACCACCCCCUCACACCUCUCAACGUGCCCGCCGCCUUCCGAAAUUCGCCCAAGCAACCCAACCCCGAUGCACCACUCUCCGACCUCCUCGAAAAAGGCCACUUCCGCGCCGCAGCCAUCGCCGCCGUCCAGGAGCUGACGUCAUCAUCACCCUCCAACCCCCCCAUCGACCCGUCCGACCACCGACGCAUCUUCGACCUGCUGUACACGCGGCUAGCAUGCCUGACGCUCAUCGAAGCGACAUCGCUCGCAGCGCAGGAAGUGCGCGCUCUCGAAGACCUCAGCAACACGGCCCUAUACGUGGACGACGCGACGGGUGAGCACCUCGUGCCGUGGCACCUGCGAGUCCUCAACGUCAGGCUCCAGGCCAUCGGGUUUGGCGAUCCUAGGAGGUCUGUGAUGAGCUACCACGACCUGGCGCGGGAGGCACGGGAGCAGAUCGGUCGCGCGGCGUCACGGCACGACAAUUCGGCGCGUGAGCUGUGGAAGGCCCGUCUCCACGACCUGGGCGUCAAAGUUGCCGGGGCGCUCAUUGAGAUGGAUGACUUGUCCGGGGCGGCGUAUCAUCUGGGCACCCUGCGGGAUGACGGGGACGGGAAGAUGGCGCUGGCGAGGGCGCUCCUAUGGCUCCAUUUGGGAGACGUCGAGGCGGCGAGGCGGUGUGUGAGCGGCGUGGGGGAGGAUGGGAGACACGUGGAGCAAGUUGUGGCGGCGCUAUGUGAAAUGGCGGACGGGAACUACGCCGCGGCGCAACGAAUAUGGGAGGUGUUGAGGGAGGAAGUAGAUGAUGAGAUGGUCGGCGUGAACAUUGCUGUGUGCCAGCUAUACACGGGCAACAUGAACGAGGGACGCGAGGUCUUGGAGAAGCUGGUGGAUGCAGGCUAUUCGUCUCACACGCUUCUCUUCAACUUGGCCACUAUAUACGAAUUAUGUACAGAGCGGCAGAGGGCUCUCAAGAUGCGGCUGACAGAGAAGGUCGCCGGAUUUGAGGAGACCCCUAAGGGGUGGGAGAAGUACAAUGUCGACUUCAAACUAUAGGCGGGAAGGAAGCUGUCCUAUCUCGAAGAACCAUUCAAAUAACGGGCGUACGUUCUAUAUGUUCUUAGGGAGACCAGGUUGCCCUUUUACUGGGUCAGGUAUGUUUCCCCUUCGUCUCUAUUCGUAGGUACGAGUUCGAAUCGUAGCUUUGGCGGCUCCCCGUUGACCCUGCAUGUCAAAUGAUGGCGUGAGUGCGUGUGUGUGGAUGUGCGGGUAUGUGGGUCUACUCCGCAUGCGUAAACGUCUUGUGAUUGGUUGCAUCUAUGUAGCGUCUUCAGCGCGCCCCACUAUACCCUGUCGGUU